Neoarthrinium moseri is the source of this 864-nucleotide messenger RNA. RefSeq lists its product as uncharacterized. The transcript is spliced from 5 exons. Gene Ontology annotation, molecular function: oxidoreductase activity. The record is from RefSeq and is a predicted model, not a curated record. Lineage: Eukaryota; Fungi; Ascomycota; Sordariomycetes; Amphisphaeriales; Apiosporaceae. Bases 1 to 864 code for a protein of 287 amino acids.
AUGGCUUCCAACAGCUUUACGCUUGCCAGCAAGGUUAAGCUUCCGUCUGGGCACCUCAUGCCCCAGAUGCAGUUGGGCUUGUACAUGAUGUCAGGGCGCGAAGUGCUGUCUGCGGUUCCUUGGGCCCUGGCUGCAGGGUACCGGGGCUUCGACUCUGCGCAAAUGUAUCACAAUGAAGCCGAAGCAGGGAAAGCCAUUCGAACUUUCCUGGAAUCAUCAAACAACCCAGGUCUUAAGCGCGAGGAUCUCUUCUACACAUCCAAGCUGGCUAGCAACGGCACGGCAUAUUCCUCGGUGCGUCGGAGCAUCAAACAGAGCGUUGAAGCGUGCGGGCUUGGUUACAUUGACCUGUUCCUACUGCAUAGCCCUUACGGUGGACCCGAGGCUCGCUUGACGAGCUGGAAGGCCGUCGAGGAUGCUAUUGAGGAGGGUGAGAUCAAGAGUGGAGGUGUCAGCAACUACGGUGUCCGACACAUCGAAGAGCUGAUGGCAUCUGGUCCACGGAUCAAGCCAUCUGUGAAUCAGAUUGAAGUCCACCCGUUCAACACCCAGAUUGAGAUCCGCGAGGCAUGUGCGAAGCACGGCAUCGUCGUGGAGGCAUACGCUCCGCUAGCAAGAGCAGAGCGGAUGAGAGAUCCCACAAUCCUCGCCCUCGCGAAGCAAUACGCUUGCACACCUGCACAGCUCAUGGUGAGGUGGUCACUACAGCAUGGUCUUGUACCGCUGCCCAAGAGCUCGAGAAAGGAACGGGUGAUAGACAACGUCAAGGUUGACAAGUUUGAAAUAUCCCAAGAUGACAUGGCUAAGCUGGACGAUCUAGACGAAGAUCUUGUCACAGAUUGGGAUCCGACAGAUGCUCCUUGA